This is a messenger RNA of Selaginella moellendorffii, 2195 nucleotides long. RefSeq lists its product as uncharacterized. Gene Ontology annotation, biological process: positive regulation of DNA-templated transcription. NCBI's taxonomy places the organism in Eukaryota, Viridiplantae, Streptophyta, Lycopodiopsida, Selaginellales, Selaginellaceae. Bases 1 to 1893 code for a protein of 630 amino acids. The transcript is spliced from 4 exons. Gene Ontology annotation, cellular component: nucleus. Gene Ontology annotation, molecular function: DNA binding; DNA-binding transcription factor activity. The record is from RefSeq and is a predicted model, not a curated record.
AUGAUCUACCGGGUACUCGACGAGAAUUCGUUUGAUCUUGGACCACGAUAUAGGAAUUGCAGUGUUGUUCUUGGAGCCCGACAAAGGAAUCGUACCGCCGGGAGAGAGGAAGCAGUGCUCGCGGAGAGGGCGAAGCUAGCUAGAGAGAUUGUUUAUGCAUUUCGAUCAGCACAGGAGAAGAAUCCAGCAGCGGUGGCGCCUGCUGUGGUGGAAUCACGAACCGGCAGUAGCACCACCACCCGGGACUUGAUCGGCGCAAGCAGCAGCGGCGGCGGCUCCACUACUCCACCAUGGAUCGUUCCUUCCUCUCGAGAUUGGCUGCUGGAUCCCGGCGGCCCCGGCGAGCACGAUCACCACGGGGGUGUCAUCCAGUCCGCCGCGUCGGGCGCUGGCGGUAGCGAUGGAUGGGGCCGCGCGGUCGGCUAUGGUUUCGUGGGGAGUCACCCCAGCCCUGGCGACGGCGGAUUGGGGCCGGGAGGGGGUGGCGGUGGCGGGGGUGGUGAUGGUGGCGGUGGCGCUAGCGGCCUCGGACUCGCGCCUCACCACCACCUCCAUCUCCGCGACAUCCUUGGCCGCGGGCCAGCGUCGGAGGAAUUCGGAUACCACCAGCUGCACCAACAGCACCAGCGAGCGAGCUUGCGAGGAUCCAGCGAGCAUGCGCACCACCAUCACCACCACCCGGGCGAGCAAGGCGGCGAUCAGGGAGGACAGGGAUCGCGAGUGGCGAGCUUCGAGGCGUACGAGACGACGCGCAAUGUGGGAGGGAUUGGGCUGCUCCGGACGGGGCUCGAGGCGGCGGCGGCGGCGGUGGGCGGUGCGCCGGAUCCCAAGUCGGUGGCGGAUCAUCCCCACCACCACCACCACCACCACCACGCGCCGUGGGCAUCAGCGCCACCACCAUCCGUGCGCGAAUUGUCCGGUGCGCGGGGAAUCGACGUGGUGCCGCUGGCGGAGCGCUUCUCCCUGGAAGCGGCGGCGGCGGCGGCGCAGGAGAAGAAUCCUCAUCCCCUCCAGCUCGUCCAGAUCCAGGGCGGCGCCCAGCAGCAAGCACAGCAGAAUCCCAUCACCAGCGUCGCGCUCAUCCAAUCCCAGAAUCCAAGCCCCUCGCAGCAGCAGCAGCAGCAGCAAGGCACGGAUUCUUCGUCGUCGCGGCCUCACGGGCGCGGCCACCAGCCCGGCGGCGCGACGUGCAAGGAAUGCGGCAACCAGGCCAAGAAGGACUGCCAAUUCCAGCGCUGCCGGACGUGCUGCAAGAGCCGCAACUACGAUUGCUCCACCCACGUCAAGAGCACCUGGGUCCCCGCCGCCAAGCGCCGGGAGAGGCAGGCGCUCGAGGCGGCCGCCAUCGCCGCCGGCCAGCCCCGCCCGAGAUCCAAGCGCACGAGAUCCCUGGCGCUGGGCGGAGGAUCCUCGUCCGCCGCCGCCCAAGUUGGCGGUGGGAUGACCGCCAAUCCUUCGUCGCUGCUGGGCUUGCCCGGGCCCUCGUCUCCCCGGAGCUCCGCGGAUCUUCCAGUAUUCCUACCUUUGUACACUGCAGCGUCCAGUUACCGCGGCGUUCUACCGCCCGAGGUCCGCGCCCAGGCCCUGUUCAAGUGCGUCAAGGUGACGGGCAUCGAGGAUGGCGAGAACGAGUACGCGUACCAGGCGACUGUGAAGAUCGGUGGUCACGUCUUCAAAGGCGUGCUGUAUGAUCAAGGCGUCGAGGCUCCCUCCGCCGCGGCUGCUGCUCCGGCGGCUGCCGCUCCGGGUGGUGUUGCUCACCAGGCCGCUCCCAUCGCCGGGCUCGCGGAUCUUCAGCUGGGAGCCAGCCGGAGUAGCAUGCCUUCGAGCUCCGGGUACCUUGACCCCUCACAGAUUUACGGCUCCACUACACUUUUCGGAGCCCUCCGCUGACUGCUAGAGGAGAAAACUUUCAUACUCUCGACCAACAAUUGACACAGACUUACACCGGAAACCAGCUGCGACAUUAUUUACCUCUCGUUUUCCCUCCCCGAGUUCUCUCGUUCUUCCUCCCAAGAGCUCGGGAGGAUCUCUCGGAUGAGUCCUCGCGUGGAAGAUCCAAUCCAUCUCUCAACUUUCCUCCAUCUCAUGAAAACGCUGCUCAAAAUUUUGGAUACAUUGAGGAGCUCUUCUUCUACUAUUGUACUUAGAAACUAUUUGACCCCCCAUACAUAAUUUUUUUCUGUUCUCCAGCA